GGCGCGCCCCGAGCUCGCAGCCACGCGUCACUCGUAUCGUUCGUUUGCCGCUCGCAAACACACGCUCGAUCCUAAACACUCUCCUCUACUAUUGGCCGACCCGCUCCAAUUCGCCUACCGAUGAAUUUUUAAUAGCUUCGAUACCUAAGCGCCAACGAAUGAUUGAACUUAGAACUCGUAACUUACUUCGCCACAGCCAUGGAAACUCUUUUGUUGACUUAUCUGUAAUAGUCGUAAAAGUUGAUUCGAUUACCAUGUCGCGGGGUUAAAGAAAUUUCCCACUAUGAUCGGUCAAAGAUUGGUCUCGUGUUUCACCGCAAUGGCUCUGUUACUAAUGAUUGCCGGUUCUUUGGCCGUUUCCGACGAGUCACUGUUCCCGAGGUUCGUAGAGCCCGUCCCGAAUGUCACUGUAACGGUGGGUCGCGACGCACUGCUUGCCUGUGUCGUUGAAGACUUGCGUGGGUACAAGGUGGCGUGGGUGCGAGUAGACACUCAGACAAUUUUGAGUAUCCACCACAAUAUAAUAACGCAAAAUCCGCGUAUAAGCCUGUCAUAUAACGACCACCGGUCUUGGUACCUGCACAUCAAGAAUGUGCAGGAAGUUGAUCGAGGCUGGUAUAUGUGCCAGGUCAACACCGACCCAAUGCGUUCAAGAAAAGGAUACCUACAGGUUGUUGUGCCGCCUGUCAUCAUCGACAACAUGACUUCGACUGACAUGGUAGUGCGAGAGGGUACUAACGUCACUAUGUUCUGUCGAGCUACAGGAUAUCCUGAACCUUACGUCAUGUGGCGCAGAGAAGAUGGACAAGAAUUCAACUGUAAUGGCGAAUUAGUGAACGUAGUGGACGGCGAGAACUUGACAAUCUCAAAGGUGUCCCGUCUCCACAUGGGCGCGUACCUUUGUAUAGCGUCCAACGGUGUGCCGCCUUCAAUCAGUAAGCGAGUCGUGUUGAUGGUCCAAUUUCCACCGAUGCUGUCAAUUCCGAACCAGCUGGAGGGUGCGUAUAUUGGACAGGACGUGACGCUAGAGUGCCACACGGAGGCGUACCCCUCCUCCAUCAACUACUGGACAACCGACCGCGGAGACAUGAUCAUUUCCGGUAACAAAUACAUAACGUCAUUCAGUGACGACGGCUACAGCCGCAAAAUGAUGCUGACCAUACGCAAAGUGUCGUCCAGAGAUUUCUCCUCGUAUCGCUGCGUUGCCAAGAACUCUCUCGGGGAAACUGACGGACUUAUACGACUUGAUGAAAUACCAGCCCCCUCAACCAUAAGUACUACAGACAACAACGUCCCAACGUUCGCUACAAAGAGAAGAAGUAAACAUAAAAAACCGUUGUCGGACAGUUCUGCCGAUAACAGAGUCAACGGCGCUGAAGUAGAGCCAUGGAAAGGAGCCGACGGCUAUUUCGACUCUACUCAAAGUUCGGGCUGCGUGAGCGCACGAGCGUUUACCCUCAUCGUUGCGAUCGCAGCUCUUCUUGCCAGGUGACCCGCGGUUUUCGCUCAUAACGGUAGCAUAUCAUAGUGCCAAUUAGAUUAUUGUGCUAAAAGAGAUACAACCUAGCAGUGAUACCUUAACAUAAUCAAGUAAAUUGUAUAGAUAAACAUAUCAGUUCCUUUUUGUUACAUAUCUUUAUUUUCCAU
Hyposmocoma kahamanoa is the source of this 1647-nucleotide messenger RNA. RefSeq names its product lachesin-like. Gene Ontology annotation, cellular component: neuron projection. The record is from RefSeq and is a predicted model, not a curated record. The transcript is spliced from 10 exons. The coding region runs from base 284 to 1492 and encodes 402 amino acids. NCBI's taxonomy places the organism in Eukaryota, Metazoa, Arthropoda, Insecta, Lepidoptera, Cosmopterigidae.